AAAGAAAGUGGGAAAGGAAGCGCUGCCGCCGCCAUUUCACGUGAAAAGCAGCGCGGUAGCAUCUCAGCCUAGAGGCCUGAUAGUCGGUGGAAAAAAAAACAAGAUUUGUUUCAGCUUACUAGAGUGGCUGUUUUGGGUUCACGAGCGCCGGUUUUAUUACGUUGUAGGGCAUUGUUUUCAGUCCUUAACGACUAGUUCUGCCGGUCCUUAAAGACAAAAUGAGCUACGGUAGGCCGCCGCCAGACGUCGAGGGGAUGACCUCCCUGAAAGUGGAUAACUUGACAUACCGAACUUCGCCGGAAACACUUCGACGUGUUUUUGAGAAGUACGGUCGUGUCGGAGAUGUGUACAUUCCCCGGGACCGGUACACAAAGGAGAGCCGUGGUUUCGCCUUUGUGCGUUUCCUCGACAAACGCGACGCCGAAGACGCAAUGGACGCCAUGGACGGCGCGCUGCUCGACGGGCGGGAACUGCGAGUUCAGAUGGCCCGCUACGGACGACCACCGGACUCUAUGUACAGCCGGAGAGGGGCUCCGCCGCGGAGAUAUGGAGGCCGCUCAGACAGCCCUCGUCGUCGCAGACGUAGCCGAAGCCGCUCCAGGAGCAGAAGCCGGUCCCGAUCCAGGAGCCGCAACCGCUACAGCCGCUCCAGAUCCCGCUCCUACUCCAGGUCGAGGUCCAGGUCAAAGUCCAAGUCCAGAACCUCCAGGCGGAGCAAGUCGAAGUCCCCUUCCAGGUCUCGAUCACGUUCCAGGUCCAAGUCCCGUUCUAGGUCCAAGUCCAGGAGCCGAACCCCAACUUCCAACAGGGGCUCAAAGUCCAGAUCCAGGUCUAAAUCCAAGAGUGGACCUAAAUCACCAGGUCACAUCGAAGCAGAGUCUUAACCAAAGCCUGGACGCAAGAUGAAGCUGCUGAGUCCUGUUUGCAAAGAGAGGAGGAGGAGAUGGGGGUGUUGCAGUGUGAGAGCAGUUAGUGUGUGACCCGCCCAUGUGACCUGCCUUGUUGCUGAGAGCCAUGGCAAUUGCUAAGGAGCAGGUCACCCAGGCAACGGUGGUUGCUAUGGAGCAGGUCGUCAUGGCGGUGGUUCGGGCUGUCAGUUGGUGUAUAUGUUGGUGUGGUGAGGUACGUUCACGGGGGACCACGGGCAGAUGCAGUGAGCAGUUUUCCCACCCGUGCCUGUGGUUUCCUCCACCUCUCACAGAGGGAGACGACCCCGAGGUUUGUUUUUUAAAUAUGCCCAGAGUGUAAGACUCUUGCUAGAGCUAGUGUUGGGGAGAGCUGGGCCAUGAGAAAUGUAUACACAAAUGUCAAUGUUAGUUAUAAUAAACAUUACUAACAAAGGGCCAGUUUUCUAAAUGCUAGCAUCAGGGCUAAGCUUAUUACAAAAUCAUAUUUAGACCUUCAGGUCAGCGAUAGGAAUUUAUACAAACUUCAGCUUUUGCUCCCAGUAACUUUAUCCCGUUUUUCCUUCCAGAUCUCAGAUGCUUUGAGCCUUUGUGGAAGACAUCAGGAACAGCCUGAGAAUGAGCAAGAGGACUCCAUUGUUACCACUGAAAGCAGACCGAAAGGUUAUUGGAUGUUUUACCUGUUUUAGUUCUUAAAUCUGCCCAAACAAGUUCUGUGACAUCUGUAAGCAGUUUGUUGAAAGGGAUUUGUUGAGGGUCUUCUGUUUUUCAGCUAUUAUCCAUUUUCUUUGUUUUGUAAAUUUCUCUGUAAUAACUAGGUUGCCUUCAGUGAGAUCCUUUUCUUAUACAUUAAAAAAAAUAACUUUUGAAAGUUUGUUCAAUGCGUUCAAUGUUAGCAGUGUGUGCAGCUGCCUCUCCAUGGAAGAUGGUUUAGUGUACAUUGACAUAAGCACCAUUUAAGUUGUGACCUGUCUACCACAGCAGCAUAUUUUCUUUCUGUGAAUUCUAUAUUUUCUCUGUUUAGUCAAAGUUGCUUUCCUAUGACUCUAACCCUCUUUCUUGUGUAUCUUUUGUGCACUAGGCGCAGUUGUGUAGCAGUUGAGUAAUGCUGGUUAGCUGUUAAGAUGCGGUGCAGUGCGGUGGUGACAUGGUGUGGCGUGUUGCGGUGCUGAGUGCCCGGAGCUGUUCCGGGGCUCGACCCUUCGCUGCCGUUUGCUGGUUUGUAAGCUCACAGGUGUUGCAGAUCAACCAUCCUCUUCUGUGUCGUGACCUCUCUUCCUACAUGUUCUGUACAAAUUUUCUUUCUUUCUCCCUCCUCUCCCAUGUCUCUCCUGUUUCCCCCUCUGUGACUUACCCACUGUUAACUGGUUUUGCUGGCUUUGAAGACGGGUCCCCUUGUGAUCCCCUGGGAAAGGUUUAAGGGGCAAUAAUGGCUGCUUUUGGGGUAAAAAUGUGUAUUGCAUUUUUUUGUGAAUUUCAAAUCUCUUGUAUUGCUUUAUGUGAAUGCUAAUAAACAUCUUUGAGAAAAGUGA
Molecule: messenger RNA, 2437 nt
Organism: Nothobranchius furzeri (turquoise killifish)
Lineage: Eukaryota; Metazoa; Chordata; Actinopteri; Cyprinodontiformes; Nothobranchiidae
Gene: srsf2a
Product: serine and arginine rich splicing factor 2a
Molecular function (GO): RNA binding
Source: RefSeq, a predicted model, not a curated record